Paramecium pentaurelia is the source of this 225-nucleotide messenger RNA. NCBI's taxonomy places the organism in Eukaryota, Ciliophora, Oligohymenophorea, Peniculida, Parameciidae. The record is from the annotation of a GenBank genome assembly.
AUGCCUGUAGCUGAAUCUACAUGUUUAACAGACGAUCUUAUAGUUCUAAUUAACUAUUAAGCCUUUUCUUAGUUUGUGCUUAAUCAUUGGAAGACUAUAGAUGAUGAUCCUUUGGAAAUUGAUACUAAAGCUAACAAAUUGUUACUUAAUAUCAGAAAGAAAAUAGUAAUUAGGCCAUAAUUACCAAAUGUUAACGACUAUUUAGAAAAAGUUUUUACAUUAUGA